Messenger RNA from Penaeus monodon (black tiger shrimp), 1255 nucleotides. RefSeq names its product gastrula zinc finger protein XlCGF9.1-like. Gene Ontology annotation, biological process: regulation of transcription by RNA polymerase II. Gene Ontology annotation, cellular component: nucleus. The transcript has a single exon. NCBI's taxonomy places the organism in Eukaryota, Metazoa, Arthropoda, Malacostraca, Decapoda, Penaeidae. The coding region runs from base 16 to 477 and encodes 153 amino acids. Gene Ontology annotation, molecular function: DNA-binding transcription factor activity, RNA polymerase II-specific; RNA polymerase II transcription regulatory region sequence-specific DNA binding. The record is from RefSeq and is a predicted model, not a curated record.
AAGUUGUUUGAAUUAAUGAUAAAAAAUAAGAUACAGCCUCCUCUACAGGUGGAGCGGGAGACUAACUCUUUAUGGACUGAAGGAGGAAGAACCACAGGAGAUUGGCAGGGUCUCCCUUCCACUAGCAAGGUGCAUCAGUGUCCGCACUGUGCCUACAGCACUAAUGACUCUCAUAAACUUAAGAGGCAUUCAUUGAAGCACACUGGAGAGAAACCAUUUUCUUGUCCUUACUGCUCGUAUGGAACUACAAGGAAGGAAUUUCUGAAGGAACAUAUAAAUAGACAUACAGGAGAAAAGCCUUUUGCAUGUCCUCAUUGCUCCUACAGUUCGUCCCAUAGGAAUAUCUUAAGGCGGCACAUACGUCGACAUGCAGAGGAGCAAAGCCACUCGUGCAAACAGUGCCCAUAUCAAGCAUCUGAUGCCACAAGCCUGUCCUUUCACAUGAUGUGUCACAAACAAGAUGGAGACACAAAGUAGUGUAUUCAAUAUUUAAGUGAGGUAUUAGUCUCAGUGAUAUAAGGAAUAUAUGCCCACUUCUCUUGCCCUAUGUAAUUGCUUGUAUAAUUGGAUUUUUAAGAUUUUACCACAGUAUGAGGUGAAAUUAUCUUCAGUCCAAAAUUUACAAAAGUCCCUCUGAUCAACACUAAGCAACGAAAAAAUGUGGAUUUUGUAAAGAGAAAUAAUUGUUUUUCUCUUUUGUAUAUCAUAGUCUUCAGGAUUUUCCCCUUAUUCCAAACUCACAUGUAAAUACUGGAAUCUUACAUCAAAGAGAUGAUUUUGUCAUAAGUAGCUUUGAUGAUACUUAUAGUAGAAGCAUUAAAAUUCCUGGAAACAACAAAAGAUGGACUGGUUAUGGUAUUUGUAAUUUCUUUCACUUAAUUUGUCCAAAGUAAAGGCCAUAGGAAGAAAACACUUGUAAAGUGCCUUCUUUAUGGUGAUUAAAAGGAAACACUUGAAACUAUAUAAUUAUGAUUAAUCACAGUAAGUUAAGGGUGACUGCCUUAUGAAAGGGGCUAAGGUCUAGGAGAAUAUAUAAUGAAUUAGAACUCACAAUUCAGAGGAUUACCCAUGCCCUGUGAUAUAUAAUAUUCAUUUUGUAUUAUUUUUCUGAAAAUAAUAUUUGUGCUCCAUUUAUGUAAUCCACCUCAAAAAUCUCCCAAUUAAUUUCAAAUAUAUAUUUUAAAAAAUAUAAAACCCUUGUUUUUUUAUAUUAACUGUCUCUCUGCUUCUUUUAAGAGUGUUUUUAUGAAUAGCU